AUGUCGAAGCUCGAAGAACUGCUGCGGCCACACAGCAUUGAGGCGGUAUGUGCAGCAGACCGCGCUGAUGGCAAGAGCUACAUCCUUAUCGAUGUCGGCCGCGACUCCAAGGGCCGUGCAGUCCCGUCUCUCGAACGACUGAAGCGAAAGGUCGAUAAGUGUCUCGUCACCGACAAGAAGCACGUGUUUGCAGCGACAAAGCUGUACAUCAUCGGUGACUGGAACGCCGCCGAGCCAGGCGAAGGGCAGAAUGAGAGGAAAAAGACACUUGCGGAUGCGCAAGAGUGGAAAGAUGGUGUCGACGCAAUCCGCGACCUUAUUAAGGCCAUGGGCAACUUGAAGGAGCUAAUGCGAGUAUGGACAUCCGGUUUACCGUUCAUGGCCUCCGUCUUCACCGAACUUCCUCCAAAGUUGACAAAGUUGGUUCUGGAUCUUAGCCACCAUGUCCGUGUUGUUGACAACGGCGCGACCUUGACAAAGUUGCACAUUCGACCCGAGGAUAUGAAGCCGCUGCUGAAACAGACAAGGCUGCUGGAGCUUCGCCUUUUAGGUCUGAGAGACUCGCUGCAGUUCAUUGCAUGGAAGACGGUCUACCUGAACCAGCUCCCUGGGGGUAUGCGCAUCCUAGAGCUACAGAUGAACGCCAUGCCUAUCAUCCGCAACAACAACAACAAAUGGCACAUGGCCUUAGAUGUGCGCGGCUUGACGGUGGCGCAGCCUGGUUUGCUCGAGAAGCCUUACAAAGGCCAAGAUGGCAAAGGUGGUCUUCACUGGAGCUUUGGGUAUGGCGAAUAUCUUGACGGCGACUGUAUUCGUAAGGCGAGAAUAGCGUCUGGUGUGGAAGAAGCAGUACCUCUUCCAUUGCAGUGCCUCAUGCUCGAUGGUUUUGUCAUUGACCACCUCCCGUUCGAGCACGAACUCACGGAUAUCGUCCUGCUCGCUUGCGGUGAAAAGUGUAUCGAUGCCGGCAUGCGAGCUCCCAAGACCCAAGCCGAACCAUACAACCCCUGGAGUAAAAAGGUCAAUGACGCUGCCUGCCGCAUCCUCAUACAGUGGCCGAACUGGACCGGCAUUUUCGAUACCGAAGGCGAUCAGCGCGACACGCACGGCGAUGUCGUCUCUCAAGAAGCUGGCCUAUCGACGCCGUACGCGGAGUAUGCACCUUUACCACCCCCACAAUUGCCACUCACGGAGAAGACGCUCAACAUGAAGGAUGUGGGCGACGCACUCAACAAUGCUACGAAGCCCGACUAUUUCAACAUUCAGCCGGCUCUUCUGCCUCUAUCAGGCACUGAUACACCUCUCGGCGCUGUGUCUAACCUCUCCGAGCGUGGUUCUGAGGUCCCAACUCCGACUGCGCUCUCCAUUGCGACGACCGAUGAGAUCCGCGCUGUUGACGGUUCGAUCACUUCCGGAUCAGGUUCAGCAGCCAGCUCAUACAUCCUGCACGCCAACGGUGCCAGCGACUCCACGCCGGAGAUCUCACCAAUCUCACCAAGCUGCAACAGCAGUUUCGAGAAUGACGGCCCACCUCGCGGUCAUAAGGAUAUAUAG
This is a messenger RNA of Macroventuria anomochaeta, 1554 nucleotides long. RefSeq lists its product as uncharacterized. The record is from RefSeq and is a predicted model, not a curated record. The transcript has 6 exons. NCBI's taxonomy places the organism in Eukaryota, Fungi, Ascomycota, Dothideomycetes, Pleosporales, Didymellaceae. Bases 1 to 1554 code for a protein of 517 amino acids.